This is a messenger RNA of Brassica napus (rape), 1069 nucleotides long. Its product is annotated as TLC domain-containing protein At5g14285. Lineage: Eukaryota; Viridiplantae; Streptophyta; Magnoliopsida; Brassicales; Brassicaceae. Gene Ontology annotation, cellular component: membrane. The record is from RefSeq and is a predicted model, not a curated record. Bases 22 to 789 code for a protein of 255 amino acids. The transcript has a single exon.
AGGGUUGAGAUUCCGAUCUCAAUGUCGAUCAACGUCUUCAAAACCUCCGUUCCAGACGUCCCACUCUUCUUCACCAUGUUCCUAAUCAUCUACCUCGUCGCCUACCUCAUCGUCUUCCGCAAUUGGAAACCACAAAUCCGUCCCGAAGCUUCAAGCUGUCUAAUCUCAAUCUUCCACGGAACUCCCGCAGUCUUCCUCGCCUCACGCGCCGUCUUCUCCUCCUCCUCAGGCUUCUCCUUCUCCUCGGCUAACACCGCCGCUCAGAACACCGUCCUCGAUUUCAGCGUCGCCUACUUCCUCACCGAUCUCCUCCACUACAUCGUCUUCUACCCUAGCGACGUCCUCUUCAUCGGCCACCACGUAGCUACUCUCUUCGUCUUCAUCACAUGUCGCUUCCUCGUCUCCCACGGAGCCUGCGCCAUAUUAGGGCUCCUGAUCCUCGCUGAGGUCACCAGCGCGUGUCAAAACGCGUGGACACUCGCCGGAGCGAGGAAGAGCGAUCCGGAGUCUAGAUUGGCCGUCAAAGUGUAUGAUCUCUUGUCCCCUCCGUUUUACGCAUUCUACAGUGUCGUUAGAGGAGUGUUGGGACCUUUGUUCUUUGGGAAGAUGGUUGCUUCUUACGCUAGAGGCGAAGCUAACGGCGUGAUACCUAACUGGCUGUGGGUUUCUUGGGCUGUUGUUGUUGGAACUGCUAUUACUGUUAGUAUACUUUGGAUUUGGAAUCUGUGGAUAGAAUUGUUUAGAGAAAGGAAGGCUAAAAAAUUAGGACAAGACAAGAAGGUUAGAUAGUUUUGUCAUGAUCAUUUGUUUUGGCCUUCUUUUAUGUACUAUAUUAUUAAUAAUUGAUUUGCUUCUGGAUGAGAAGUAUGUGCAGUUGCAGUUUUAAUUCAUGUGUGUUACAUUCUCUGCAUGAUUCAGAAGUUUGUGACAUUCAUUGGUCUUGGUCAAGUUUUUUUCUACAUCUCUCUUGGUUUGUAACUGUGCCAGACGCAGCGUGUAAGGUAUUAGAAUGGGGUUGUUUUAUAAGUUUGCCAUUCUUGGUGAGCUAUAAUAUGAUUAUGAACUAGUA